AUGUUUUCUCGCGGUUUACGUCUUAGAGCUACUGCUGCUGCACCAAUUUUUAAUCGAGGAUUCCGGUCUUCAGUUGCCAACUUUGUCCAAGCUGGAGACAAGGUACCAUCAGUUGAGGUAUUUGAAGGUGCUCCGUCUAACUCUCUCAAUUUGGCCAAGGAGACUUCCUCGGGUAAAUACUUGAUUGUUGGAGUUCCUGGUGCGUUCUCACCUGGGUGUAGUGCUCGACACGUCCCUGGUUAUUAUAAGAAUUUCAAAGAAUUCUCGGCCAAGGGCUUCAAUGGUGUGUUCGUAAUUGCUGUUAACGAUGCUUUCGUAACUGGAGAGUGGGCUAAGACUUUAGAAGCUGCCUAUUCUCCCAAUUCUGCCAUACGCUUUGUUGCUGACCACAGUGGCGAAUUUUCCAAGGAGUGGGAUACUUUGUUUGAUGCUUCCAAGUUUUUCGGUAACAGUCGUACCAAGAGAUAUGCUGCCAUUGUUGAGGACGGUGUUGUCAAGGCUGCAUUUGUCGAGCCUGAUUCUACCGGUAUUUCUGUCUCUGAGGCAGAGUCUAUUCUCGGAACUUUGUAA
This is a messenger RNA of Sugiyamaella lignohabitans, 570 nucleotides long. It is a transcript of the gene AHP1, whose product is annotated as Ahp1p. NCBI's taxonomy places the organism in Eukaryota, Fungi, Ascomycota, Dipodascomycetes, Dipodascales, Trichomonascaceae. Gene Ontology annotation, cellular component: mitochondrion; peroxisome; cytosol. Bases 1 to 570 code for a protein of 189 amino acids. The transcript has a single exon. Gene Ontology annotation, biological process: cell redox homeostasis; cellular response to oxidative stress; hydrogen peroxide catabolic process. Gene Ontology annotation, molecular function: thioredoxin peroxidase activity. The record is from RefSeq and is a predicted model, not a curated record.